Messenger RNA from Exophiala aquamarina CBS 119918, 1143 nucleotides. RefSeq lists its product as uncharacterized. Gene Ontology annotation, cellular component: cytoplasm. Lineage: Eukaryota; Fungi; Ascomycota; Eurotiomycetes; Chaetothyriales; Herpotrichiellaceae. The transcript is spliced from 2 exons. The record is from RefSeq and is a predicted model, not a curated record. Bases 1 to 1143 code for a protein of 380 amino acids.
AUGGCGCCAACUCCGGUGACUAUCAUCACAGGCUUUCUGGGCAGUGGCAAGACGACUCUAAUUCUGAAUUUAAUUCCCCAGCUUCCGCAAACCUACAAGCUUGCGCUUCUCAAAAAUGAGUUCGGAGAUCUUGCAGUCGACUCGCAGCUAGCGGGUUCAGCAUCGAUUUCGGGGGUGCGCGAGCUUCUCAAUGGGUGCAUCUGCUGCAAUCUAGUGGGCCAACUCAGCGAUGCACUGUUCCAACUGCGCGAAUCCGUCGACCCUAGCAGAAUCAUCAUUGAGACGUCCGGGUCUGCGUUCCCAGCCACGCUGGCCAUGGAAGUGAACAGGGUGGCGAGGGAGAAACCCGGGACCUUCGCUCUGGAUGGUGUGAUCAGCGUCAUCGAUGUCGAGAAUUGGAAGGGAUAUGACGAUACUAGCUACACCGCGAAAAUGCAGGCUAAGUAUACCGACUUAGUGGUUUUCAACAAGUGGGAACUGGUGGACGAGAGAAAGUUUGAAGACGCGUUAGACAGGCUGGGUGACUUGGAAGUCCAGGUGGCUUGGGUGAAGAGUCAAAAGGGAUGGGUCGAUGUAGAACUAGUCAUUGGCAUCGACGGUGCAAUGGUAAGGGCGCAAGGUCUGAGGGGCGCGAUCGAAAUUAACGAGGGCCACGGCCACGACCACGACCAUGCACACCAUGAGAAUACCCACCCCGUCCACCAUCAAGAGGAAGUCGAAGUUCUCAGCGUGGUGCUACACAACACAGAUUCUUCCAAGCCGGCCCAGGGCGUUGUGCUGGAUUCAUUUGAGGAUCUACUCCUCGGGGCCCCGAAGGACGAGGUCUACCGCAUCAAGGGACUCGUCUUAUCGUCCAACCCUCCUCCCGACUCAACCGGCGAUCGCAAACCGAGCAUUGCAAUCGACUCAGAAGGCCAGAGUCUGUAUGUUCUCAACUGGGCGUUCGGGAGAUGGACAUAUACCCCCUUACCGGGUACAGCGUUCAAGGCGAUGGAACGAGCAAGUGCACGACUCACGUUUAUUCUAGCCCGCGGCGAAUCGAGUAAAUGGAUCAGACGGCUGGAGCGUGGUGAUUUUAUCAAGUUGGAGGGUGAAGGCGGCACCGAGGAGAACGGAACAUUGAAGAUUGAGAAGAUUGGAUGA